Frieseomelitta varia is the source of this 827-nucleotide messenger RNA. It is a transcript of the gene zetaCOP, whose product is annotated as coatomer subunit zeta-1. The coding region runs from base 123 to 728 and encodes 201 amino acids. Gene Ontology annotation, biological process: intracellular protein transport; intra-Golgi vesicle-mediated transport; retrograde vesicle-mediated transport, Golgi to endoplasmic reticulum. Lineage: Eukaryota; Metazoa; Arthropoda; Insecta; Hymenoptera; Apidae. Gene Ontology annotation, cellular component: COPI vesicle coat. The record is from RefSeq and is a predicted model, not a curated record. The transcript is spliced from 5 exons.
GGUCAGUUAUCGGUAAGUAUUUAAAUGCGCGUUUUGAAUUUUUUUUUAUAUAGAUUUCGUAGCAAAGUGCGCUUCUUAUUAAUGUAUUCAUGAUAUAAGUAUUGUUUCGUGCGAUCGUGAUCAUGAAUCGUGCUGGAUCAUCGAAAAUCGUGCAACAUAACCAAUCUUCAAUGCUUCUGAGUGACCAGGAUCGCGAAUUUCAGAAACGUGAACCAACGCUCUACACAGUCAAGGGUAUGGCUAUUUUGGACAAUGAUGGUAACAGAAUAUUAGCAAAAUAUUAUGAUAAAAAUGUAUUUCCUACAUCAAAGGAACAGAAAACAUUCGAAAAAAAUCUUUUCAACAAAACGCACAGAGCAAAUGCAGAAAUUAUAAUGCUGGAUGGCUUGACGUGUGUUUACAGAAGCAACGUAGAUUUAUUCUUUUAUGUUAUGGGAAGCUCUCAUGAAAAUGAGUUAAUUUUAAUGAGUGUAUUAAAUUGUUUAUACGAUUCAGUGAGCCAAAUUUUAAGAAAAAAUGUUGAAAAAAAAGCUGUUUUAGACAGCUUGGAUAUAGUUAUGUUAGCAAUGGAUGAAAUCUGUGAUGGAGGAAUUAUUCUGGAUGCCGAUGCUUCAAGCGUUGUUCAAAGGGUUGCAUUAAGAACGGACGAUAUUCCACUUGGAGAACAAACUGUUGCACAGGUUCUGCAAUCUGCAAAGGAACAACUCAAGUGGUCUUUAUUAAAAUAAGAUUUAUAUAAGAAUACUUGAAAUUAUUAUUUUAAAACAUUAAAUAAAAUUGUAUGAGUCUGUAACUUUAAAAUAUAAAAGAACAACAAGUUUUUCAUU